Molecule: messenger RNA, 477 nt
Organism: Fonsecaea multimorphosa CBS 102226
Lineage: Eukaryota; Fungi; Ascomycota; Eurotiomycetes; Chaetothyriales; Herpotrichiellaceae
Exons: 1
Coding region: 1-477 (158 amino acids)
Source: RefSeq, a predicted model, not a curated record
AUGCCGGCACUGUCGUCAAUCGUUAUCGACGCCCCUCCCCAAGAUGUCUGGAAUGUCCUCGUUGACUUGCAGAGCUGGCCGGACUGGAACACCUGGUUUUUGUCCAUGCGUGCCCACUCAACCCCCCUCGAACUUGGUACGCUCGUCACUUUUACAAAUCGCAUGUCUGAUACCGCGAAACCGGGGGUUUACACAACACGCAUCACCACUUGGAAGCCCGAAGCAACCGAGUUUGCGUGGAAGGGUGGCCCAAUGCCCCAAUGGCUGGGAUGGAUUGUGAGGGGCUACCAUUGGUUCAGACUUGUGGCGCAAGACGAUGGGAGGACGACUCUUUUCGAUCACGGUGAAGACGUGGAGGGCUUACUGAGUGUGUUGGUCCCCGACAGUAUGGUGCAAGAUUUGGUCAAGCAGUUGGAAAAGUUCAAUAGCGAAUUGAAGAGACGGGUUGAAGAAGGACCAAAAGCCACCGCGACUUGA